AUGGUUUCUCGUCCGGACUACGAAGCAUUGCCUACACCCGCAACGCCAGUAUCAGGAGAGACCUUGAUGUCGCUACUUGAUAGGAUUGAACAGGUUCCUAAUGAUGAAGCGAGCAGCCAGCACAAAGCGAGGCUCCAGCAGAAGGUGGCAAAUGCCGCUCAGACAUACCUUGCCAAAAUUGCACUCCUUUACAAUCGAAAUCAAUUCUUAGCUAAGAUCAACGACGAAGGAAAAGCUCGCCGAGCAGCCGACCAGAAGGUAAUAGGGACAGCAAGAGUGGUGACCUAUGAGGACCUCGAGGACGAGCGAGCGAAACGCGCUGUGAUGGACGCUAAGGCAGCGGAGAAGAUGGCUACAAAGGCUGCUAAAAAUAUUGCGAAUGCUACACGAGACGCAGAGGGAGCUACUAUAGGCAAGACCACGCGGGGUCGUAAACGGAAGAAUACUGCGUCAGCGGCAGCCCCAAGGGCCAAAACUGCGCAGAUUAGCGAUACAUUGGUUGCAGAAGGUGAGGAUGAAGCAGGUGCUUCAGAGCCACAGGCCAAGGCAGCGCGAACGAGGAAAAGGCUAGAGACACCAUCAUCUAUAGUGGCUUAUGCGGAGGAUGAGAUCGCACUGGAAGGUUGGAGAGCCCCGGUUGCGCAAAUGUGGUAA
This is a messenger RNA of Plenodomus lingam JN3, 654 nucleotides long. RefSeq lists its product as uncharacterized. Lineage: Eukaryota; Fungi; Ascomycota; Dothideomycetes; Pleosporales; Leptosphaeriaceae. The record is from RefSeq and is a predicted model, not a curated record.